Molecule: messenger RNA, 1423 nt
Organism: Pistacia vera
Lineage: Eukaryota; Viridiplantae; Streptophyta; Magnoliopsida; Sapindales; Anacardiaceae
Product: 8-hydroxygeraniol dehydrogenase-like
Exons: 6
Coding region: 1-1260 (419 amino acids)
Biological process (GO): lignin biosynthetic process
Molecular function (GO): zinc ion binding; cinnamyl-alcohol dehydrogenase activity
Source: RefSeq, a predicted model, not a curated record
AUGGUUGAUUUUGCAGCAAAACACAACAUAACAGCUGAUAUUGAAGUUAUUUCAAUGGAUUAUGUGAACACUGCUAUGGAGAGACUUGGUAAGGCUGAUGUCAGAUACCGAUUUGUCAUUGAUAUUGGGAACACCUUGCUCUACGCUACCACAUUUUUUACUUCCAAAAAAUGGCCAAAGUCACCAGAAGAACAACACCCUAUAAAGGCUUUUGGGUGGGCAGCUAUUGACCCUUCUGGUCAUCUCUCCUCCUUCAAAUUCUCCAGGAGGGAAACAGGUGAUGAGGACGUGAGAUUUAAGGUGUUAUAUUGCGGGAUAUGCCACUCUGAUCUUCACAGUAUCAAAAAUGAAUGGGGCAACUCUAUCUACCGUAUGGUUCCGGGGCAUGAAAUCGUAGGAGAAGUGACAGAAGUGGGUGGCAAAGUAACGAAGGUUAAAGUUGGAGAUAAAGUUGGUGUUGGAUGCUUGGUUGGUGCAUGCCACUCCUGUGAUAACUGUGUAAAUGAUCUUGAAAAUUACUGUCCCAAAUGGACACUCACUUACAACUCCAUUAACACUGAUGGAACAAUCACAUAUGGAGGCUAUUCCGAUCAUAUGGUCGCCAAUCAACGCUACAUUGUUCGGUUCCCUGAUAACAUGCCACUUGAUGCCGGUGCUCCUCUUCUCUGUGCCGGGAUUACAGUUUAUAGCCCCUUGAAAUAUUAUGGAUUAGCCAAAGCAGGAAAGCACAUUGGCGUGGUCGGCCUUGGUGGGCUUGGUCAUGUGGCUGUUAAAUUUGCCAAGGCUUUUGGAGCUAAAGUGACAGUAAUUAGUACCUCCCCAAGUAAGAUGAAAGAAGCUUUGGAACAUCUUGGUGCUGAUUCAUUUUUGGCUAGCCGUGUGCCUGAACAAAUGCAGGCUGCCGUGGGUACAUUGGAUGGUAUUAUCGAUACGGUGUCUGCAGUCCAUCCACUUUUGCCAUUGCUCAGUCUAUUGAAGUCCAAUGGAAAGCUUAUUAUGGUUGGUGCCCCAGAAAAACCACUAGAGUUGCCAAUCUUUCCUUUACUUAUGGGAAGGAAGACCGUGGCUGGGAGUAUAAUUGGAGGAAUGAAAGAGACGCAAGAGAUGGUUGAUUUUGCAGCAAAACACAACAUAACAGCUGAUAUUGAAGUUAUUUCAAUGGAUUAUGUGAACACUGCUAUGGAGAGACUUGCUAAGGCUGAUGUUAGAUACCGAUUUGUCAUUGAUAUUGGGAACACCUUGGCAGCUACCAAGCCUUGAUGACUAGAUUGGCGUAUUUCUAAGUUUUUUCACAUUGCUUUGAAUUUUUUUGAGUGCUAAAAUGCACCAGGUUUCUGCAAAGAUUUAUGUUAUAGAAUAUCACUGCAUGGCAUCAUGUAUUACAAUAUAUUCUAAGUUGUCAAUAAAAGUAUAAAACAAUAAC